CGCCCACGUCCACUCUGGGCAAAGCAGCCCAGUCCAGUCCAUUGCAGUAACACCGCAACAUUUUGUGAAAUUGCACUUGCCAUCUUCUCCUUUUCCAAUCCGAACGCCCACUCCACGACCUCCCCACGACCUCGAUACCUCGCUCUCACACGGCCAACACUACCUCACCUCUACCCGACCCCGUCUCCAUCUCCAAGACAUCUCUCGGUCGCCGCAUUUUUGGUGACUGGAUAGCCAAUCCCAUCAACCAUACCACCACUAUUCUUCCCCAGUCAAUCCUCUGAGGUAGACACUCCCCUUAUUACCCUUUUGUUGUUUGUUGGUACGGACCCGUUGUCGAGAAAUUAAAGGCGCCAACCGCCAGCUGUCACCAUGUCUCUGCCUGCCAAGAUGAUGCGCCGCAAGAAGAACGUCAAGAAGGGUAUCCAGUUCUGCCUGAUGGUCUGUGGCGCCUCAGGAACUGGCCGUACCACCUUUGUCAACACCCUCUGCGGCAAAGAGGUUCUCACUCACAAGGACUCCGAUGAUCCCGCGACCGCCCACGUUGAGGAAGGCGUCAAGAUCAAGCCCAUCACAGUUGAGCUUGAGCUGGACGAGGAAGGGACGCGUAUCGCCCUUACCAUCGUCGACACCCCCGGCUUCGGUGACCAGAUCGACAAUGAAGCCAGCUUCUCCGAGAUUGUUGGCUAUCUCGAAAGGCAGUACGAUGACAUUCUUGCGGAGGAGUCGCGCAUCAAGCGUAACCCCCGCUUCAGGGACAACCGUGUCCACGCCAUGCUCUACUUCAUCACCCCGACCGGCCAUGGUCUCCGUGAGCUGGACAUCGAGCUUAUGAAGCGCCUUGCGCCCCGAGUCAACGUCAUUCCCGUGAUCGGCCGCGCUGAUACGCUCACCCCAGCUGAGCUUGCCGAGUCCAAGAAGCUAGUGAUGGAGGAUAUCGAGCAUUACCGUAUCCCCGUCUACAACUUCCCUUACGAUAUCGAGGAGGAUGAUGAGGAUACCGUAGAGGAGAACGCCGAACUCAGGGGUCUCAUGCCGUUCGCUAUUGUCGGCUCGGAAGAUAUCAUCGAGAUUGGAGGACGCAAGGUCCGCGCUCGCCAAUACCCAUGGGGUGUUGUUGAGGUCGACAACCCGCGCCAUUCCGACUUCUUGGCUAUCCGUUCGGCCUUGUUGCACUCGCAUCUCGCCGAUCUGAAGGAGAUCACCCACGAUUUCCUAUACGAAAACUACCGUACCGAGAAGCUCAGCAAGAGCGUUGAGGGUGGUGCUGGAGUUGACUCCUCAAUGAACCCUGAGGAUCUCGCAUCCCAAUCCGUCCGACUCAAGGAGGAGCAGCUGCGUCGUGAGGAGGAGAAGCUUCGUGAGAUUGAGGUUAAGGUCCAACGCGAGAUCAACGAGAAGCGCCAGGAGCUCCUCGCCCGCGAAUCUCAGCUUCGUGAGAUCGAAGCCCGCAUGCAACGCGAAGCGGCGGCUGCUGCCCAAGCAGGGACACCCACUACCAGCCACAGCCAUCAGGAAAUUAACGGUUCCCCAGAUGGAAACUAAGCACCAACGACACUAGCACACACAUACCUAAUCUGUCGUCUCUGUUUACAUCCACAUGAACAGCUUCAAUACCCCACAGGGCGACCGGGUCAUUAUACGCAGGCGUUGGUUCUUUUGUGUUGUUCGUUGUUUGAUAAAAUAUUCCCCGCUAUUUUGCGACUUUUUUUUUUACUGGAGAUGAUGGCUCCAAAGAAGACAUACGAUGGUGACGACGACAACACGGUGAGGGGUUCAGUCUCGACAAGGGCAUUCAAUCGGGUCGGUAUUCAGUGCAGCCUCAUCAAAUUGACGGGGAUACCCGCAUUGCGGCAUAGGAGCAUGUCUUCACCGCAGAGGUUUCGUGUCGAUUAGUCAGUGGAACUGGUAUGCUCAGCUUGCCUGCCGUCGACGCAGCAAGAAGUACCGAAACAGACUGCUCGGGACAAGAAGAAGGCCUGGGGACGUAUUGACGGGAAACGAUUAUUACCGUAUGACUUGUCUUGAUUAUUCUAGAGGCCUUAGGUUUUGUCCAAGACCUGUGGCACCACCCCGAAUUUUCCAACUUCUACUAUUGGACUUCUAAUGCAGAUAUCAACUAAAUUAAAUGCACUUCACUUGUCUCGGAUCAUAUAUAUAACAUUGAGCUAGUGAUGAGCGUGUGUGUACUCCUACCACAUAGAGAUGCUAACACUUAAAAGUUGUUG
Molecule: messenger RNA, 2228 nt
Organism: Neurospora crassa OR74A
Lineage: Eukaryota; Fungi; Ascomycota; Sordariomycetes; Sordariales; Sordariaceae
Product: neuronal-specific septin-3
Exons: 6
Coding region: 373-1545 (390 amino acids)
Biological process (GO): cytoskeleton-dependent cytokinesis
Cellular component (GO): septin complex; septin ring; microtubule cytoskeleton
Molecular function (GO): GTP binding; GTPase activity; molecular adaptor activity
Source: RefSeq, a predicted model, not a curated record